GAGACAGGAACUGCCACCCCUGCCUCCCUCCCACAUGCUUUUUCUGCCUCACUCUCUCUUUUAGACCCACACACAUUCUCAUGUAUCACGAAGCGCUGUUUGACAGUGAGCCUGUCUCUGGACGAUCUGUUUCAGCGUGGAUGCUCUCUGGUCUCAUCCUUUCCUCUCUUCAGUAUUCUGUUGCUGUGGUGGGACGUCUAGCUACAUUGAUCUUCUGGGGUCAGGCCUCACCUCCAGAUCAGGAUGGAAGCAGUAGCUCUUUACAACUUUUGUGCCACGGAAAGUGACGAGCUUAGCUUUCAGAAGGGAGACGUACUCAAGAUCACUAAUAUGGAAGAUGAUCCUAACUGGUACACUGCAGAGUUGGUGAACAGGAAGGGCUAUGUACCUAAAAACUAUAUCAGCUUAAAGCCACACAAAUGGUUUGUGGGCCGUAUCUCCAGACACGUGGCCGAGAAUCGACUGCACCAGCAGACGUGUGGAAGCUUCUUAGUAAGAGAGAGUGAGAGUGCACCUGGAGAAUUCUCCAUGUCGGUCAGCUAUGGGGAUCAUGUACAGCAUUUCAAGGUGUUAAAAGACAGAGAUGGCUAUUACUAUGUUUGGGAGGAGAUCUUUCCUUCCUUAAACCAGCUGGUGGACUUCUACAAGACCAACAGCAUAGCAAGGGAAAGGACUGUUUAUCUGAAGGAAACAGAACAUACAUUAAAGAGGCCCCAUGAAGCACAAGCCCUGUUUGACUUCAGUCCAGAGCACGACUCCCAGCUGCACUUCCUGCGGGGUGAUGUCAUAGAACUGCUGGACUGCUCUGAUUCUCAGCGCUGGAAAGGUUGUUGUCGCGGCCGUGUGGGCUUUUUCCCACCCGAGUACGUCAAGCCCACCUAUCGCUGACUCUGAAGGACAAUAACAGCACUGUUUGUAAAUAUCAGUAGUCGACUGUUAGCAUCAUUUAAUGGUGCUAAUAGGACACAAAUGAUCAAGAUAAGUUUGAAAAUGACUUCGGAACAGGCAAUCAGGCAGAAAUGAACUUAUCUAGCCACAGUUACUAAAACAUAAUCAUGCUGUUGACACUAAAAUGACAACUGUCAGCUUAUUAGGCCAAAUGCCCUAAACUAUCAAGCACCAUUAUACAAAAAAAAAA
This is a messenger RNA of Carassius auratus (goldfish), 1138 nucleotides long. Its product is annotated as GRB2-related adapter protein-like. Lineage: Eukaryota; Metazoa; Chordata; Actinopteri; Cypriniformes; Cyprinidae. Gene Ontology annotation, molecular function: protein binding. The record is from RefSeq and is a predicted model, not a curated record. The transcript has 5 exons. Bases 244 to 888 code for a protein of 214 amino acids.